GAACUGAUUAUGUAAUUGGUAAGUUGUAUCAAAAUUAGAGGCAUUUACUCGUAAGUUAGAUGACAAAAUAGUUGAGCAAAGAAACCAGAACGAUGUUGGCUUUGCACGAAGCUCUGGCCUCGAUCACGAGUAGCACAUGGAAGUUCACUUCAAUCGGCAUGAAGCACUGGUGGCACAGCGAGACUCAUGCAGAUGCUUCGCCGAACUUGGAUGAGGUUCUCGCUUUGACGAUGAAGAAGCUCUAUCGCCGAGCUAGAAGGAGGAACGGAACAAGUAGCACCUCUUUUUUGGAGGGACUGAAAGAAAGCAGCAAUGAUCCUUUAGGAAUAUCAUACGACCAAAUCCAAAAGAAAAGCACGUGCACGCGAAGAAUCGGUAUGCGAAGAAGUCACGAGAGCUCUGCAUGUUUGUUGCGUGGAUUUGGAGAAUCGGUCGCCAGCGAAACGUGUAGGAAGCAUCGUCACCGGCACUCUCGUGAUCGCUUUCAUAGAGCAAGUGUUUUCUUGGCCGCUCAGCCUCAGCCUUUCCAGACUCAGCACGAUAUUGAGCCAGAGAUACAAGCGUACUCGGGGCCACGUGGAACCGAGGAGUUCGACCCGAUGAAGCAGAAGACGCCAGAAAAAUGUAGCCAGCACUGUGUCGAGUCCCCGGGAAUGGAGUGCUUGCGGUGCAAUCCUGAUGGCUCGGUCGAGAACGAGAUCCAGAAAAUGCAACGGUUAGCGCGUGACGCCGCAAUGCGUUCCGGCGACCCGGACGCGGCUGACAUCGAAGCCUGGAAGCAGCGGUCACUGAAUUCGCAGUACCCGCUUUGUGACGGUUCAAGGCUGCGCACGGUAACGCACUGUCGUAUUCCCCCGCCAGUCUAUGAAAAGGGAACCGCCGAUAUAUCAGCCUACAAAUAGAAACGCUUCCUUCUUGGCGGACCAGGAGUUCGGAGCUACGAGUACGAUCUUGGUGUCGACGCUCUACUCGCUUGGACUUGGAGAAAUGAACAUAUCGCGUAGUCCUUGACGCAAUCAAUCACCACGCAGAUCGAUGAGGACAACAGUGAUUCCUUCAUCACAUGUGUAGCGGGACCGUGAAGAUAUCCAUGAAUACUUCGUGUUUUUCAUUUUCUCAUCAUCGUGGUUUUUUUUUAGUUGAGUCGCGCUGACGAAUGUCUCCUGUGACAAAAAAUUUUCAACCAAAUCAAGUUCAUAGAUUGUUGACAACAAGGACCUGAACUGCACCCUGGGUGCAAUCUUGUUGCGAUUCUGAGCCGUAUCUAAGUACUUGUUCCUCAACACGACGGAUGUCACUGACAUAUGAUCUCCG
Messenger RNA from Amoebophrya sp. A25, 1314 nucleotides. The record is from the annotation of a GenBank genome assembly. NCBI's taxonomy places the organism in Eukaryota, Dinophyceae, Syndiniales, Amoebophryaceae.